Mercenaria mercenaria is the source of this 1715-nucleotide messenger RNA. RefSeq names its product DNA polymerase III PolC-type-like. The coding region runs from base 460 to 1434 and encodes 324 amino acids. Gene Ontology annotation, molecular function: nucleic acid binding; 3'-5'-DNA exonuclease activity. Gene Ontology annotation, biological process: DNA catabolic process. Gene Ontology annotation, cellular component: cytoplasm. The transcript has 3 exons. Lineage: Eukaryota; Metazoa; Mollusca; Bivalvia; Venerida; Veneridae. The record is from RefSeq and is a predicted model, not a curated record.
GGUCUUUAUAAUGUUGUAAAUUCACCAAUUGUAUGAUCUGUACAAUAAUUACACCAUCAACUAGUAAUUUAGAUUAAUUGUAAUGAUUUUUGUAAGUUCUAUGAAAGCAAGUUUUCUGUAUAAUUAAUAAUAUACAUUUCUGCCAUUAUCUGAUAGUGGUAAUAAUAAAUCUAUUCCUUGUUUCAAACUAUUGUACAGAAGAGCAACUUUUGUAAUUGAUGUAACUGUAGGCUUUUUUACAAAUAUGUCUUUCAAUAACUACUUUUUUCAUCAUUAUAAAAGGUAAACAAAAGUGCUGAUCUGUCCCCUGGACACCACACACAAGAGUAUGCAAAGCAGUGUGCCAGCAAACGCAAAAAAUGUCAAGAAACGUUCUGUAAGCCUUCUGCAAAAGGAAGACGUUUAUUCCUGAAGAAAGAGCGUGCUGUCAACCAGUCGGCUACAGAGUCACUGGAAGGCAUGACAUAUCAGUCAGAAGUUGGCCAUGAAGAUUGUACUGACAUAGACAGAAUCCCUGAUCCUAUACCGCGUGGAGUAUUCAAGCCAGUCUGUUCAAGUGGCGAACCAUCGUACAUCACUGUGGACCUUGAAACUACAGACCUUAUUCGAGGAGAGGUGUAUCCUCAUAUAACACAGAUAGCCGCCAAACAUGUGAGCACAGAGAAGAGCUUCAGUUGCUAUGUGUUACCCAAACUACCGAUGAGUGCCUCUGCCGAACAAGUGACUAAAAUUGUUGUGACAAAUAGUAGUGAUAUGUUUGUAAAUGGUGUUCCUGUUGAAACUAAAACUAUUGAAUCAGCACUCAGAGAAUUGUUUAGCUGGCUGAAACAGUUCAGAAACGUGUUUCUAAUUGCACAUAAUGGAAAACGUUUUGACUUUCCUAUCAUUAUCAACGCCUGCUUAGCUACCGGAAUGUUUAGUGAACUUUGUGCAUGUGUGUUAGGAUUGGUAGACACUCUUCCAGUAUUUAAAUCCGUAUGUCCUAAAAGGGAGUCUUACAAACAGGAAGAUCUGGCCCGUACAUUGCUUUCCAAAGUGUAUAACGCUCAUAACGCUCUUGAUGAUGUCAAGUGUUUGUCAGAGCUGGUCAGUUACGCUGUGAAACAUGAUGAGAAGUGUGUAGUAGUGAAGAGUUUUCCUCCUAGAGAUGUCAAACACAACAUGGAAUCCAACAUAGAGAAAAAGAAAAACAUGCCAUCUCUUUCUGUUCUGGUAGCAAAUGGUGUCAUGAAGUCGUCCACUGCCGACAAUGUGGCUAGCUCGGGGUUAAAUUUCAAACAUUUACAUACAAUCUUUCUACGUAAGGGAGAAGAUGGACUGUACAAUGUAUUUACUAUGAGAAACAGUGAAGGGCUGCCAAGAGUGACAAAUUCUAAGAGGGUUUUGGAGGCUGUAAUUCCAAAAUUAGUGUCGUAUUUUGAAGGCAAAAAUUAGGUUUGUUCGUCAAUUCAAGGUCAAACAUGUACUAUGUCUUGAUUAAUUUUAUAAAUAAUUUGACACUAGUUCAAGUUAUUUAUCUUUCAAAGAAGUAUUGAAUCUUUUAGAAGAGUACUGUAUUUAUGAAUAAUGUAUGGCAAGCAAAAUAGAUACUUAUUUUUGUGAAAAUAAUCAUGAAAGACAUUUCGAGCAUUCUUUUUCAUGAAAAAAUUGUUAUCGUAAUUUUAGGGGAUACCUUUUUGCUUGGACUUAUUUAAAUAAAAAUAGAUGGUAAAAGU